CUUCGCGGGCGCCCCCUCCGCUGGCCUCGUUCGCCGCCGCUCGCCCCUCUCAGGGCCUUCACGAGGAGGGUGGGGGUGUCUCGGAAGCCGCCGCCACUCGCCGCCCGCUUGGUUAUAGUAUGUCCAGCCGUGCCGCGCACCAGGAAGCGGCGGCGGGGACCGCGGGAGCCGCGCAGCAGGAGCGGGGCCUGGCGGGCGCCUUCCCCUUGGUGCUGAAGAAGCUGAUGGAAAACCCGCCGCGGGACACGCGCCUCGAUAAAGAAAAGAAGGAAAAACUUGAGGAAGAUGAAGCGGCAGCUGCUAGUACAAUGGCAGUCUCUGCCUCCCUCAUGCCUCCCAUCUGGGACAAAACAAUUCCUUAUGAUGGGGAGUCUUUCCACCUGGAGUACAUGGAUCUGGAUGAGUUCCUGUUGGAGAAUGGAAUCCCUUCCAGUCCUACUCACCUGGAUCUGAACCAGAACCCACUGCUGCCUGUGGCUGAGCUGGAAGGAAAAGAACCUGCCAGUGUUUCUGCUGCUACCACCCCACUCUCGUCAUCUUCCACAGUGGUUUUCCAGCCAUCAGAAACUACCACAAGUGCAGAAUCCUCACCAGAUAACGAGAGACUGACUCCCAGCCCUGUUGAUCCAGAGUGUGUUGAGGUUGAUGUGAAUUUCAACCCUGACCCUGCUGAUUUAGUGCUGUCCAGUGUUCCAGGAGGUGAGCUCUUCAACCCUAGAAAGCAUAAGUUUGCUGAAGAGGACCUGAAACCACAGCCCAUGAUUAAAAAAGCCAAGAAAGUCUUUGUCCCGGAAGACCAAAAGGAUGAAAAAUAUUGGACUAGGCGGAAGAAGAAUAACGUGGCAGCCAAACGAUCUCGUGAUGCUCGUCGCCUGAAAGAGAACCAGAUCACAGUCCGAGCUGCCUUUCUGGAGAAGGAGAAUACAGCUCUGAGGACCGAGGUGGCAGAGCUGCGAAAGGAAAUGGGAAAAUGCAAGAACAUUGUCUCUAAAUAUGAGAGCAGAUAUGGACCCUUUGACUUAUCCGAUUCCGAGUGAUGCAACUUUAAAGACUCUUAAAAUCACAAAGAAACUAAAAACUACACAUGAAACCACCUGCCAUCAGAAUGAAUAGUGAAAGAUGUGAGGUGUUCCACAACUGAUGAUGACCCUGCUUGCCUGCAAGUACCUCCCUCUGAACUACCCAAGGGCUGAGCAUGAUGAAAAGACCAAGGUCUCUAAGGGUACAUUUCUGUUGUACUGCUAUUUUUCCUUGUACCCACAAUAUGCAGUACAGUUAUUAACUCUUUUCAAUGACACUUGGUGCUCGUGUCCUUGAGUUCAGUUUGACUAAUUAGUGGUGAUCCUUUAUUGGGAGGAAGGGGCAAGUAUUAAGGGAAUAUAACUAUAAUUAUUCAAGAUUUCCUUCUGUGUUUCCUUUUCAUAUCUGUUCUGUGCUUUAGAAUGGAUAUCAAUAUUGCAGCUAAAUUCUGUUAAUCUAUUGUAUCUUGUACUCUUGGAACAGAAACAGCAUAUGUGGAAAACAGAUUAAAAAGAAAUAUGUUUUGGUUCACUAUACAACCAACAUAUCAAUUAAAAUAGAAGUAAUGGAAAAUAACACGUACCCCAAGAUGCACUAUAUCUUAACAAAUGCUAGCAAGUUAGAUGCACCUUAUUUUCUCGGCUGAUUAAAGCUGACACUCACUUUCUGAAAUUAGCACUUUUUCUUAAGCUUGCUGACUCUGACAAUAGAAUGAUUGUGAUGGCAUGAUGAAUGCAUUUUCACAAUCUACUCCUUGUAAUAAUCCUAAGAGAUUUCUAUUUCCUUACUUCCAUAAACAUAGAUGUGUAAUGAAGAGGGAGCAGUAUAAUAAAAGGACAGGUUGCGAAAGUAGGGUGACUCAGUUAUUCACUCAGUUACUCAUUUUAUCUGCUGUUGCCUAUCUUCUAGAAGAUGCAAGUUCAACAUCUAGUUUACUUUUUCUUGCUGAACAAAUUGCCCCAAGUCCCUUAUCAAAAUUGGGGUGGCCUUCUGAUUGCCCCAACUGAAUAAUUGCGGAAUAAUUGCUGAUUUUCACUUCUACCUGGUCCUGUACAUGUUAGAAAUAAAAUAAGCAACGUUUAUGCUGUUUUCCCCUACCAUUUUCCCCUUAAAGAUUUCUGAAUUUCACUUGAGUGCCUGAACAUGGUAUGAUGAGCAUUGGACUCAUUAACCUGAAGCAUCAGACAUAGCACAGUUGGAAUAUCCCAUCAGAUACAUGCCUAUGUGGUAGCAGAACCUGUUGCUUAGACCCUAGGGACAGCAAAAUAGCUUGUGGAAAUAGGGCAUUUCAAUUCUGUAGAAGUUACACCCUGAGUAUGAGCUACAUGAAACUUGAAAUGUGUCAAGAAUAGAUAUAUUUCAAAACUGGAUAAAACCCACACCAAUUUGUCAUAGGACUAAUGGCUGGGUUAGCAGGCUUCCAUCAGUUGAUUAAUGGAAAGCAUAGCACAGAGGUUGCCAACUUUUUUAGGCUUGUGGGCACAUUUGGAAUUUUGGACAAGGGCACCAUCCCUUCUGGCCACUUCCCUCAGCCAGAUCAGCCUCCCCACAGAAAGAAGAUCACUUUUCCAAGUGAUCUUAUCCAGAAUAAUUAAUCUGGGCCUUGCAAAGGACAUGGAGCUAAAAGAGAAAGUGGGAAUAAGCAUCAUGCUUCCAAUUUCCUCAUUCAGCUCUAUGCAUUCCCCCCUCGCCAGCUCAUUCAAAGGGCAGAAAGUAAGAGGGGCUCAUUUGGCCUGUCGGAACCAUGGUAAGACCUCAGGGGCACUAUUGUGCCUACAGUUCAAUGCUGACAAUAUUUUUAUAACAUACUGUUUCAAAAUUCAUAAACAGAAAACAUGUGCAUGGACAAUGUGCAUGGAUGUUCCAUUUAUUCGAUUCUUAUUAAUUUGUGACUCCAUGCACGUAUGUUUUCUGUUUAUGAAUUUUGAAACAGUAUAAUGUUAUAAAAAUAUUGUCAGUACAUUAUUAGCCAACGUGUUGCUUGUUGUUGUUUAGAGUGUUCUGUUUGCAACACGGGAUUUUUUGGGUGUACAGUUCAAUGCUGGCAAUCCCUGCUUAGCACAAGAGGCUUCAAGAUUGCUGUUUCAGAUUCAGAAGUUGGACUUGACAGGAAAGUCCCAACACAACUAUGCUAGUAGAUUACAUUUUGCAAAACACUGAUUUUCUGCUGUUUUCAAAGCGUAAUCCCCACAAAAUUAAGAAAUUGCCUGUACUAUUUUAAUUGUUUGCAAUUAAUGCACCAGUGUGCAUAUUACGUAGUAAAAUUGACUGUGGGCUGUUUAUAGAAUCUCUCAAAAGUUGGAGAAGAUUGGUAUAACGAUUAAAUACAUACAGAAAGAAAAUAAUAUCAGAAUUGUAGUACUAAUCUAAAUGAUGUGCUGCAUCCCCUUAUAACUUGCAGUUGGAGCCAGAUUUCCAAUACCUGUGUGUGUUACAUUAGAAAGCUCUUCAUGAUAGCUGUUAAUAAUUUUAGUUCUCCAGCCAUUUUAUAGCACAAAACAACUGAAAUAGAAUAUGAAUUCCCACAUUUAAUGUGCUUCCAAGUCACUUGGAAGAUUUGCAUGUGUUGUACAACACGAUGCAAAGGUUAUGUGUGUAACUUUACGUGUACCUUUGUGUAGGAAGAUGAAGUAGUUGUAAUACUCUUCCCAGGAAAAACAAAUGAGACACAGUAAACAUCAUGUUACUUUACAACUUUGUUUCUUUAAAAUGUAUUAUUUCUUUGGUAUGGGAGGUAAAUAAUAUAUCAUUAGCAUAACCAGGUCUUCCACCUUCCUCUUCAUCUUGGUAACCAAUUUAUAGUGAUAACAGUAUAGAAUAAUGUUCUUAGUUUGCACUAAUGUUUAACAUUAAUUUGUCCAAAGAAAUAGUGCAGGAUGCCUGCUAUAAGUAUGCAAACUCUUCUACAUACUGCUAUUUAAUUAUAUAAUGGAAUGACCAGAGUGUGAUCUGUAGGAUUACAGACCUUGCUGGGAACAGUUUGAGGUGAACAGUAAUCUUUUUAUGGUUACCCAGUUACUAUCAACAUGCCACUGAAGAUCCAAGGGUUAACAACUUUUUUUUAAUAAAAAUUUAUUUUUAAUAAAUAUUGUGGACAAGAAAGAAAAUCUUCAAAAGCAAAUAAUCUAUAUAAUAGAGAAUUUUGUUAUGGUAAUCUUAAUGUACAUGAUCAUCCCCUUGAGAGAGAUUGAAAUAAAAUAUCCCCCUAACUGAAUUUCAUCCAUAGAUGAAAUUAAUUGAAUAAUAAUAAUAAUUUCUAAAUAAUAAUUUAGAAGCUGAUCUUCCUUUUCUUAAAGAUUUCAUUUCAUUGUACAGGCUUAGCAUAGGCAUUUAACUCUGUUUAUUGGUUUUUAAUCAUUCUUUAAUAGUCAUGUGAGAUUUCUACUUUGCAACUAGAGCAAUGAUUUAGGUUUAAGGGAUAAUUUGUGGUUCUUUGUGAUCAAUCUCUGUGCAGGUUUCAUGUGAAAUUUUGGUGGAGUUUUCCCUUAUUCAUUACUUUUGUAUCAUUCAUUCAAGAAGUAAUGGAGGCAUAUAUUUAGUGCUGUGGGUGCUGAAGCCUUUAUAAGUUUUUAUAUUAAACCUAUGAUAUUAAUCUUGGUUGCUGUUUUGUAUAAAUUCCCAAUGUCUUUGGAGGUGGGUUUUUUUUAAAAAAAAUAUUGAUUGGCACUUUCCCUUUCUGUGCUGUGUUGUGCUGUAUUGUGCCGAAUAACCAAGUAUUCUAGAUGUAGAGCUUGCUUCUAGUACUCCCUAGUGGGCAGUCCUUCUGUCAGGUAUCAAGAUAACAGGUGCAGUAAAAGAGAACCAGCAGCUAAAGCUUAACAGAGAUACUGUAAAAUUGUUAAGAGCAAAUAUAUUUUGAAUAGUUAAGGCAUACUAGAAUCUCUAUGGUGUUGUUUUUUUUACAGAAUUCCUAAACACCUCUGGGCCAUAAGCAUCUAGUUCAAUUUUUUUUACCCCCACCCCAAAAACACACAAAAACCCCCAGAAUUUGGGGAUGUUUUAACACAGAUACUCAUGUUGAGGCUGAUUCACCCACUAAAGGCAGCUAUACAAAACUGAAUUGUUUCAACUUCUAGAGUAACAGAAAUCUUUCAAAUCUGAACCUUUGCUAAGGAAAAAAAGGCGCAUUAUCUAUCUUUUUGUAUAUGCACCUCUGCUUUCCUGGAAAAAUGUGUACACUGAUUCACUAGUAUUCAUAUACUCUUCAGCUAAAUAUCUACUUCAUGUAUUUCCGUGUGCACCCUUUUAGAUCUGCCUUUUUAAAUGCUCACCUAAAUUUUGUGAGUGUGAUAACCAUGUGUUUGCAAACAUACAUCAUGCAGAUGCACUUAAAAUAUAAUUUUAUAUCCUGUGUAUACAUAAUAAUAAUUAGAAUAAUUUUAUUAUUUAUCCCCCACCCUUCUAGCUGGGUUGCCCCCAAUAGUCUCCCAUCCAAAUAAUUGAUCAGGUCCACACCUGCUUGGCUUCACCUGCAAUGCUGGAGCCUCAGGCAUCCACGGACACAUCUCCAGGCAGCCUUGAUUAACUGCACCUCAUUAUGGAGCACACAGUCUGUGACAGAUCUGAGGUUUGCCUCUGUGCAAUGUGCAUAGCCGUGACAAUGCUGGCAAAUCGAAAAUUCUUAACUGAUUACUGUCCCUUUUUCAGUUUGAAAACCAGUUAGAGAGAAAAGACAGAUGUGACCUGUAUAGAGCAGUGAGAUUUGUUUGGAAGAAGCUUCAUCUUGUUCAAGCAUGCUCUUUAAAAACAAACAAAAUAAAAAAUAUAUCAAAAAACUGUUUCGCAAGUUUGCAGCCAAAGCCAGGUGUGCAUGUGGCCAGGGACGGAGGAAGGGGUGUGUGAUGGGGCCAGGCUGCCUCAGGUGUCUUCGCUCAGGGGGGUGACAUUCGGUGUGCUGCCCACCCAUGACGCCCAAGCCGUCGGGGGAAGGGGGAAGCUGUGCCACUUUGCUGGCGGCUUUCCCCCCUUCCCCCUUUGUUUUGACAACUGGGGGGUGUGCUGAAUGUCCACCAUCCGCAGCUCCCUCCGCCCCCAGCUGCAGGGCGCAUGCCCCGCUCUGUGCACCCAAGCGGCUAUCCCGCACCUGGGAGGACACCCUCUGCGCCCCACCCACCUCGGGAGCGCGCCCACCCUGGGCAUUGCAGGCAUAUGCUCUGCCGCUGCAUGUGACAUUGAUAGGAUGGCAACUACAACAAUACACAAACAUGCGCGCGCGCACACACACACAGAGUUUUCGCUUUAAAAAACACUUUUGUCCUUUUUUCAUUAACGAAAUAAGGCAAGGUUGAUUUCUGAGCCAGCAUUGAAUUCACUGGUAUGCAGAUCUCAUUAAGCUGAGAAGCAGGGAAGAAUUCACUGGGUGGUGUGCAGCUAUGUUUUACUCAAAGUAGACCCAUUGAAACUAAUGAACCUGACUUAAAUUAGGUCCAGUAAUUUCACUGGGUGUAGUCUCCCCCCUCUCUCCCCCUGUGGUUCCAAAACAUACUCUAUAUAUUACAUCUGUUUUUCCCAAAUUUGUCACAGAACCUAUAAAAAUACUUAAUGGCAACUACAUUCCCUCACAAUGGCAAUGCCUUGCUAAACAUCUUUCUUAUGAAAACAACGCAAGUUUAUGCUCUCCUGGCUGAACGAUGGCCAGCAAGGAAGAUGCAACGUUGUAAGAGACAAGGCAUUGCUGAGUUCAAAGUCAUUCUCAUUGUGAACUUGAGAUACUAAUUCUCUUCAUUUGAGUUAAUUUAUAAUGAGAUUGCUUUUGAUGUGAAAGCUUGUCAACUUGAUUAUCUUUCUGGUGAACUUGUACUAUCUAAUUAUAAUGAAAAGAAGGUGAGGCUGAGGAGGGAAUGUAAUAAUUCUAUUUUUCAGACUCUUAAUAAUACAUCUUUCCCCACACACAUAACCUCCCCCACUGCUCCAUUAAUGCACAUGGUUCUUACUUGUGGUUCCUAGUAGUGCUUUAUUGUGAACUUUAUCUGAAUUAAUCAGCAAGGCAGCCUCCUAUUACAAAACUGAGUCUGAGGUGUUCUUUGUUUUGUUUUGCUGAACUAGGAUAACAAUUAACUUGUGCUUUGAAGCAUCAACUGGCAAGGUGUUUAGUUGGGUCCAGAAUAGCAGAAGUGUAGUGUUUUUCCAUUUGUGUCUGAAACACAGUAAUAACAUGAUUAUUGGAAUACUGUAUUUUGUACGACAAAAUAUGUAAAUACACUUUAAUAUUAAUCUCAGUCCUCCUGGAGUAAUAAGUGCUUUCAUUGUAACCUCUGCAAACUCAUUGAGAUAUUUUAAUGUAGCAUGGUUUGAGGAUUUUGUUUCUUAGAAAACUGCAGAAAUCAAGCGAAAUUAAAUUAUUGUAGAGCUUUGGUUUGUGAUGCUUUCUAUUUACAAAAUGUUUAAUAAACCACAAAAAGCAGAGACACUGAGAAUUGGCAUGGGAGCUAUUUCUGUGGUACCUGAGUUUAUUCAUAAUCAUACUCAACUGGUUUUGUUUGGAGGCAAGCCUAUCUUGCCAGUUAGCAGUAUCCUCAUGCACUAAUUCCUGUUGACAAAAAGCACAUGAUGAUUUCAGAAAUGCAAACUACUCUGAAUGUUGUUUUCAUACGUGCUCUUUGCACCAGCCUGGUGUGAAUUGUCAUUCAGCACACUAUACAUUAGGUUUAUGGUAGCUUAGCCAUAAAAAAAUGGUAGAUGAAUUUGGAAUUAUUAUUUUUUUGUCAGUAUUCUACAUUGGCAUCUGUUGCAUGCAACAUACUUCCCUUAGCAUUUCUCCAGCUUAGUGACAUUAUUUCUGCUGUUAAAACUCCAUUAUCAUUGGCAUGGAAAGCUUGAUCUGCUUAUAACAUAGCUGGAUACAGUGUCCCUUUAAAAAUAUGUUCUCAGAUAAUCCUGCAGCAUAGCUAUGUUAUUUUUCCAUAGUUAGAGAGAUUAACUACUCAGGAGUUUCAUUGUCUUUACUCCAUUCUGUUCAUUUGGAGCAGCAGGUGAGUGUUUAGCUCCAUUUGUCAUUAAACAGGGGAAAUGUGACUGCAAUAUAAAAUGUGACCUUUUUUGGUCAAAACUACUCUUUGGUUUUGCUGUAUAACAUUUGCAUUUCUCUUUGUGUUUUAGUAUGUACUGAGUGAAAGUGUGUAGAUUAGUAUAUAAAAUGCUUUUCAGUCAUGGAUUUUAAGGCACUACAUAGUAGGAUCAUUACCAUUUAUAAAAACAACAGGGUAAAAAUGUCUAUCCCUACCCAUUUUUUUUCCUGUACACACAAAUGAAUAAUGGAUGACUGUCGAAAGGACUUAAAAAUGAUAAUCCUGGUAAGAGAAAAAAACACAUUUUCAUAUUCAAAGCCUACCUGGUAUUCAUUUUUAUGACACUUUCUAAAUGAUAGAAUUAAGGAUAUGAGCUCUCUGAUGGUGGAUUGUCUGGGUAUGUAAGUCUCUCUGCUAAGUGUCUUUUUAAAAAGAAUGCUUUUGUUUUAAAAAUGUAAAGUUUUGACUGUAUUGAAUUGUUGGAUUUUCCCCCCUUAAAAAAAUAAAGUGUAUAUUCUACUAAGUACAAGAUAUAGUCACUGCAGUAUAUUGUUUGCAAACUGUCACCAGAACAUAAAGAUGUGGUGCAGAUCCUUCAGCUGUCUCUGAUGUCUGUCUGUAGGAGUUGGUGUCAAUAAUCACUUUCAGAAGUCUGGCUGUACCCUUGCUUCCUAUAUUUACAAGCUAGUUCUAGCCAUGAAUGAACACAAAAGUUUAUUUUAUUUAUAUUUAUUUCUCCUCAUGUUUUUACCUUGUGAGUGUAUCAGAAAUACAGGCAUACCUCAGAGAUAUUCCAGACCACCAUAUUAAAACAAAUAUCACAAUAAA
Molecule: messenger RNA, 8855 nt
Organism: Podarcis muralis (Common wall lizard)
Lineage: Eukaryota; Metazoa; Chordata; Lepidosauria; Squamata; Lacertidae
Gene: TEF
Product: TEF transcription factor, PAR bZIP family member
Biological process (GO): regulation of transcription by RNA polymerase II
Cellular component (GO): nucleus
Molecular function (GO): DNA-binding transcription factor activity, RNA polymerase II-specific; RNA polymerase II cis-regulatory region sequence-specific DNA binding
Source: RefSeq, a predicted model, not a curated record